CACUUCCGGCCACGCCCCCUCUCCGUGUCGCACUUCCAGCCCCGCCCCGCGUGCACCGUGGCACCCUACGCCGUUGCCAUGGCAGCGGCCUGGGCGCCCAGUUUAGAGUUUCGAGGGAUCCCCGGAGCCACCGGCGCUCUGGAGGAAGUUCAGUGAACCGGCGAGACACAGAGCGGAGGUUGCGACGCGGAGACAGAGAUGGGAGGGCCCCUUACGGCCAGUCCUGAACCAGGAAGCCAGGAGCCAGAAAGCCAGGCACCUGCAUGAGUCGUGGACCUCACAGCCUAGUCCAAAAGCUGGACAUAGUCAGCCACUCCAGCUUCAUGGACAAACAUCUGUGAGAGGAGCUGUGGGGAUGGCACACCUGCUAGGCAGCCAGGCUUGUAUGGACAGCCUACGCAAGGACCUCACCGACCUACAAGGCACCAUUGUGGAUGUAUUCUCCCGUGCCGGGCCUGUGCGCUUCCCCUCUUGGAAGUUCCCUGACCGUGUGGCCUGUGACCUUGACAUGGUAGCCCUUCUGGAGCACUAUGACCAUGUGCCAGGUGACCCUGAGUUCACACAGCUGUCCCAUGCGGUGCUGCUGGAGCUGGUCAUUGACAGACUCCUGCUGCUGCUUCAGAGUUGUGCCAGCUACGUGGAAAACCUCAGUUUGGAGCAGAUGAUGUCUCCUGCCCGAGCUGCAGGGCCAUGCAUGUCCGUGGGGCUUACAGUAAGGCGCUUCUGGAGCAACCUGCUUAGGCUGGGCCUGCUCUACCAGCAGGCAGUCCCCCAGAAAAGAGCAAACCAAGGGGAGAUUUCUAUCACCAAGCCCACAGCUAAGGGUGAACCAGCCAGGAGCCCUGAAUGUAUGACUGCCAAGUUCAUCAAGCCUCCCUCCCCGGUGCCAGGCUUGCCUUUGAUCUGCCAAGGGCUGCAGAGCAUCCCUGUCAGAGUCUCCCUGCGGAGCCCAGGUGGGACCUCUGAGAAAACCAAGAGUGUCCACUCCCAGACCAUCGAGACAGCCUUGGUGCCCUGUGAUGCUUGCACCAGUGUCCAGGGCAGCUUGUGGGAGGUGGGCAAGGUGGUUAUCAGCCUAUGUCAGAGCCAAAACUUGCCUUCAUCCUUGGGCCAGUUCCAGAAGUUGGUGCAGGACAGCCUGGGGCUUAAACCACUGCCAGCUGCCACCGUGGGUCACUGGGCAGCAGAACAGAGCAAAGACCUGACUCGUCUCAAUAAACAUGUGGGGGCCCUCACCCAGCUUGUUGGGCCCCUCAGGGCCCAGCUGGAAGAGGCUGAGGGGCAGAAGGAUGGACUGAGGAAGCAGGUGAGCAAGCUGGAGCAGACCCUGCAGCAAGAGCAAGGGGAGCGGCAGCGACAGACAGAGGAGGCUGAGCGGACCCUGGCCAAGUGCGAGCAUGACAGGCAUCAGCUGUUCACAGAAACAUGUGACCUGAAGACAAAGGUGGCCGUUCUGGAGGGAGACCUGAAGCAGCAGCAGAAAUCUAUACAGGCCAUGGAGGCAAAGGCCAAGCAGCUGGAGGAGGAAGGUGAGCGGAGGGCAGCAGCUGAGAGGCAGGUGCAGCAGCUGGAGGAGCAAGUGCAGCUUCUGGCAGGGCGGCUGGAUGGGGCUAGCCAGCAGAUCCGCUGGGCCAGCACGGAGCUGGACAAGGAGAAGGCCCGCGUCGACAGCAUGGUCCGUCAUCAGGAGUCUCUGCAGGCCAAGCAGAGGACUUUGCUACAGCAGCUCGACUGCCUGGACCAGGAGCGGGAAGAGCUGCGGGGAAGUCUGGAUGAGGCUGAGGCCCAGCGGUGUGAGUUGGAGGAGCAGCUGCAGAGCCUCCAGAGCGAUAGGGAACAGGGACAAUGCCAGCUACAGGCCCAGCAGGAACUGCUGCAGAGCCUGCAGCAGGAGAAACAGGACCUGGAACAGGUGACUACAGACCUGCAGCUGACUAUCUCUGAGCUGCAACGGCAGCUGGAUGAGCUGAAGGAGCGGGAGCGGCUGCUGGUAGCCUUCCCAGACCUGCACCAGCCAGCGGAGGCCCAGAUCCAAAGCUCUAGCAAUGUCAUGCAUGACAUGGAGAGGCAAGUGCAAGCCAAUGAUGUUCGUAUCCAAGUCCUACAGGAGGAGAAUAAGCGGCUCCAGUCAAUGCUGACCAAAAUCCGAGAGGUGGCCCAGCAGGGAGACCUCAAGAUGGUCCCACAGGAACAGCUCUGGUCCCCUCCCUACAAGGGCAUCCAGGAAGCAACACCCCCAGCCCAGGCCCAGAGUGCAUUCUCAGGACCCACAGGCAGACGGCAGUCUCCUGGCAGCAGGACAAGCAGUACAGGCAGGACCCAUCCAGGCGGGCCCCAAACAUCCCCCUCUCGGCAGCCGGGCAGCUUGCCCAGCAAGUCCUCUUUGGGGGAUGGAACCCAUUCAGCAACCUGCACCCAGAACCCCAUAAGGGCCUUGGCCAGGCUGAGGAGAAAGCUUUCUCCAAACCGUCAGGCUGGUUGUACAUACCAGCCCCAGGAGCGGCCCACAUAACCCGCAGCAGGGGUAGGGCUGGAGGGCAGGUGACUAGCAACCCCCCAUGGAAUAAAAGCCCCAGCCAUCUGCCCACAGCGAUCUUGGCCUUAGCGUGGCUGAGCUGGGGGAAGAGACCUUCCCUUCUUGUUGGGUAAGAGCCUCUGUGAUCCCACCAUGCAGGUCACUGGCCAAUAGAAGCCCCACACUGAAUUGGGAGCUUCCUGUUUGCAUCCUGACAGGCACUGUGGGAGGACCACAUUGAGGGGCAGCACCUGAGCCAAGUGAAGCACAGCCUUUGUGUCCCAUAGAAAGGGCCAAGGGGUAACUCCGGAUUCACUGGUCAGCACUCAGGGUAGGGCUUGGGGUGCGAGGACACAUCUGAAACAAGGAGCUAGGCUUGGAGCUUGCCCUCUGGUUCAGCGAGGCAUGCAGAAAACAGUGUUGCCUUUGCCUUCCACCUGGGCUCUGCAUCUGAGACAGGGCACUAGGCAGCUCACCAAGGAGCUUGUUGCUUCUCUAGGAACUACUGGGAGAUCCCUCUUAAGUCCUAGAGGUCAGAGCUCCACCAAACCAUUGGAGGAAAGUCCAGGCCUUUGGACACCUUAGCCAGCCAUGGUUGGUAAGAAUUAGACCUUGGAGGCUCACCCAGAAUAGGAUGACACAAGAUGGGGCAAGGAUGCUACCAGCCACACCAUGCAACACAGUGGUCCUUCUUCUAAGCAAGCCUACCUUGAGUCAUGUUGUUUGUGGAUGGACAGGCUCUAAAUUUUUAGUGAGGAUUUCUCAGGGCAUACUCACCCAGUGUGAGUGGCAUUAUUAAUUGUAUAGUAGGGUUGACUACCUAAGUUUACAGUGAAGGAUUAGUGGCCAGGUCUCCCAACCUGCUUCUUUUUGGGGGAGGGUGUAUUUCAAGACAGCACUUCUCUGUGUAGCGCUGGCUGUCCUAGAACUCUAGACCAGGCUGGCCUUGAACUCACAGAGAUCUAGCUACCUCUGCCUCCCAAGUGCUGGGAUUAAAGGUGUGUGCCACCACUGCUGGCCCAACUCUGCUUCUUAACAGCCCAGGGGUUCUGGGGAGACUGGAUGCUCUGAGCCACUCUACCCAGGGAGAGCCAGCUCUGGGCACAGCCCUGAGAGAGGCCCCGUGAGUGCUGAAUGAGUCAACAUCCAGUCAGUCGGCCAGACCCUUCUCAUCUAGGUGACACAUACCCGAGGGAGGCUGAAACAGAAGGAUUGAGAGCUUGAGGCUAGCCUAUGCCAUAUAGCGAGGACCUAACUCAGACGUCAGAUGGAUAGGCAUAGAAUAGGAAACAAUCAAAAAGGUCUAGAAGUCCAUCUAUUUGACCAGGCCCUUUGCUCAGGGUGCUCAGAGGGGGAAACUACGGUAUCACUCAGGAUGGCUCCUGGCUGUGACAGAGCUUGAUGCUUAGGCUUAGGCUUAGGCUGUGGGGCUGAGGUCCCCAGCCCUCACUGCUCUUGCUUGGCCUCUUAUUCAUCCCACCCAUCUUCAAGAAGGCAGCAGAGGUGGGCAUGGUAGCACUCAGGAGGUGGAAGCAGAAGUAUCUCUUUGAGUUUGAGGCUAGCCUGGUCUACAUAGAAAGCUCCAGAACAGCCAGGGCCACAUACAGACCCUGUCUCAAAAGAUAAAAAAUAAAGAAAAGGAGGUGUGCAGCAAAGAAUGUAAGAAAGUGGGGUGUGCAGCAUAGAAUGUAUAGAAUGUACUGCGGCAUGAUGCCCUUCAGUCCCUGACUCCUGCUUUCCAUGGGCUCACAUGUUGGCCAGAUGCUUUUCUCAUUUUUAUUGGUUUAGUGUCGGGAAUUGAACUCAGGCCCUUGUGCAUUCUAGGCAAGUGUUCUACCAGUUAGCCACACCCCAGCCCUUGCCCCUCUCAUCAGAAGGUCAUUUACAUAACCCACUCACAGGGGCCAAAACUUCUUAGAGUCAAUAUUUUAAAGAUUAUGCAAGGAAUGUUUUUGCAGCCCAGGAGUGCAAGGCCUUAAGGAAUGUAAGAAUUCCAACAUGUAGCCCAUGUUGACUUCAAACUCACUAUGCAGCCAAGUAUGAUGAGGAGUUCAUGACCCUCUGCUUUCCCUUCCAGAGGAGACAGAACAGGGGGUUACAGGGACUGCCCAUCAGUCCAGUUUAGCCUGGAACUUUUUGUUUUGUUUUGUUAUUUUGAGACAGAAUCUCUCUGUGUAGCCCUGGCUGUCCUGGAACUCGCUAUGUAGACCAGGCUGACCUUGAAUUCACAGAGAUCUGCUUGCCUCUGCCUCACCAGUGCUAGGAUUAAAGGGGUGCACUACUGUGCCCAGCUGGUCUUACACUCUUAAUCCUCCUGUCUCCACCUCCAGAUUUCUGGGAUCACUGGCAUAUGCCACCACAUACCCAUCUUUUCUUUAACAUCUUAAAACAUCACACAGAUUUAUGUCUUAUGUUAAAAUAUAUUCCAUGUUUAUUUUACUAUUAAAACUUCC
Mastomys coucha (southern multimammate mouse) is the source of this 4968-nucleotide messenger RNA. RefSeq names its product coiled-coil domain containing 157 (gene Ccdc157). Bases 356 to 2512 code for a protein of 718 amino acids. The record is from RefSeq and is a predicted model, not a curated record. NCBI's taxonomy places the organism in Eukaryota, Metazoa, Chordata, Mammalia, Rodentia, Muridae. The transcript has 12 exons.